UCUCAAAGCAGUUACAUCUCGAGGGUUCUUUUUCAAAGAACUCUCUUUCCGGCGACUAAAGCAGCGGCUGCUUUUUCUCUCUCUUUCGAUCUCGCUCUCGACUGCGAUCAACAAUCAAACAUGGCAGGCUUGGCACCAGAAGGCUCUCAAUUCGAUGCUCGUCAAUAUGAUUCCAAAAUGAAUGAUCUGCUCGGUGGCGAUGGACAAGAUUUCUUCACUUCGUAUGAUGAGGUGUAUGAAAGUUUUGAUGAUAUGGGUCUUCAAGAGAAUCUUCUUAGAGGAAUUUACGCUUAUGGUUUUGAGAAACCAUCUGCAAUCCAGCAAAGGGGUAUUGUUCCCUUCUGCAAGGGGCUUGACGUUAUACAACAAGCACAGUCGGGCACAGGAAAGACUGCAACCUUCUGUUCUGGAAUCCUUCAACAGCUUGACUAUGGUGUGGUUGAAUGCCAGGCCUUGGUCCUUGCUCCUACUCGAGAACUGGCACAGCAAAUUGAAAAGGUCAUGCGAGCACUGGGUGAUUACCUUGGGGUAAAAGUUCAUGCUUGUGUUGGAGGAACAAGUGUCCGUGAAGAUCAGCGUAUUCUUUCAAGUGGGGUUCAUGUUGUUGUUGGCACACCUGGUCGUGUGUUUGACAUGUUAAGGAGGCAAUCCCUCCGCCCUGAUUACAUUAAGAUGUUUGUUCUCGAUGAGGCUGAUGAAAUGCUUUCACGUGGUUUCAAGGACCAGAUCUACGAUAUCUUCCAGCUUCUACCCUCAAAAGUUCAGGUUGGAGUCUUCUCUGCCACAAUGCCCCCUGAGGCCCUUGAAAUAACCCGCAAGUUCAUGAACAAGCCCGUGAGGAUUCUCGUGAAGAGAGAUGAACUCACUCUGGAGGGUAUCAAGCAGUUCUACGUCAAUGUCGAGAAGGAAGAAUGGAAGCUAGAAACCCUCUGUGACCUCUACGAAACCCUCGCUAUCACACAAAGUGUGAUCUUUGUGAACACUCGUCGCAAGGUUGACUGGCUCACCGACAAGAUGAGGAGCAGGGAUCACACUGUCUCAGCCACUCAUGGUGACAUGGACCAGAACACUCGAGACAUUAUCAUGCGCGAGUUCCGUUCUGGUUCAUCCCGUGUUUAAUUACAUGAUCUCCUUGCUGCGGUAUUGAUGCUUCAGCAUGGUGUCGCUGUGUUAAUCACUUGAUCUCUCCUACCCAACCGAGACUAUCUCCAUCGUAUUGGACGUAGUGGACGAUUUGGGCGAAAGGGUGUUGCUAUCAACUUUGUGACUCGUGAUGAUGAGAGGAUGCUCUUUGAUAUCCAGAAGUUUUACAAUGUGGUGGUUGAGGAGCUUCCCUCUAAUGUCGCAGAUCUCCUGUGAGGAAAACUCUCUUUUGCACUGGGAAGUGCUUUGAUACUUAAACAAGCUUGGUCUAGGUAUUUUUAUUUGAAUUUAUGCUUAAUCCUAUGAAACUUGUUUAAUUUUUAGCCGUAAAGUUGCAUGUUCUGGGAUUUUUUUGUAGCGUAUUAGCGCGUGUUGUAUGUGCCUUGAUAACCUUAUACAGGGUUGCUUUGGGUUUUUUUGGUCUUGUGUCUUGUUUGACGCUCGUCUGUUAUUUUAUUUCUGUAGCCUGGAGUCUUUGUGAGUUGAAUUAUUUAUGCAUCUAGUAGUUUAGAACUGUGAAUCAAAGAUUUGUGAGCUACUUUAUAUUUAAUGUUGGAGCUAUUUUAUA
Molecule: messenger RNA, 1711 nt
Organism: Asparagus officinalis (garden asparagus)
Lineage: Eukaryota; Viridiplantae; Streptophyta; Magnoliopsida; Asparagales; Asparagaceae
Product: eukaryotic initiation factor 4A-8-like
Exons: 5
Coding region: 121-1119 (332 amino acids)
Biological process (GO): cytoplasmic translational initiation
Cellular component (GO): cytoplasmic stress granule
Molecular function (GO): translation initiation factor activity; RNA helicase activity; ATP binding
Source: RefSeq, a predicted model, not a curated record